CCUGUGCGCGUCUGCUGCUCCACAGCACCGACGCAAGGCGGAGAGGAGCCGUGCAGGUUUCCCACGCAGCACAGCGAUGCUGCUGGGAUCUUAGAGCGCCCUUGUUUGAUGCGCUGCAGAGCAGGAGCAGAGAAAAGGAGCGCAGAGGAGCCGUCCUGCCCAUACGGCGAGCGACAGAGAGGGACGCGCAGCGGAGGACGCGGGCAGCGCAGCGAUUGCGGGACCGGGAGCGACAGAAAAGAAAAAAAAAAAAAAACAAAACAACAAACAAACCAAAAACACGGGAUUACACUGCUCUCCGCCCAACAUUAAAUUAAUACACUGUUAAGAGCCCAACAGUGCAGUAGCGAAGAUGUCCUCGUCGGGUAAAGACGCCCCCGGAGCGCAGCACGCCAAUUACGUGGGACCGUACCGCUUGGAGAAGACGCUCGGCAAGGGCCAGACAGGCCUGGUGAAGCUAGGAGUCCACUGUGUCACAUGUCAGAAAGUAGCAGUAAAGAUCGUCAACCGAGAGAAGCUCAGCGAGUCGGUCCUGAUGAAGGUGGAGCGAGAGAUAGCAAUCCUGAAGCUUAUAGAGCACCCUCACGUGCUGAAGCUGCACGACGUCUAUGAAAAUAAGAAAUAUUUGUAUUUGGUUUUAGAGCACGUGUCUGGCGGAGAGCUGUUUGACUACUUGGUGAAGAAGGGCAGGCUCACGCCCAAGGAAGCCCGAAAGUUCUUUCGACAGAUCAUCUCAGCGCUGGAUUUCUGCCACAGCCACUCAAUAUGCCACAGGGACCUUAAACCGGAGAACCUGUUGCUAGAUGAGAAGAACAACAUCAGGAUAGCAGACUUUGGCAUGGCCUCUCUGCAGGUCGGGGACAGCCUCCUAGAAACAAGCUGCGGGUCUCCUCACUACGCCUGUCCAGAAGUCAUCAGGGGGGAGAAAUAUGAUGGCAGGAAGGCUGACGUGUGGAGCUGUGGGGUCAUCCUCUUUGCCCUCUUAGUGGGUGCCCUGCCGUUCGAUGACGACAACCUGAGGAACCUUCUGGAGAAGGUGAAGCUCGGCGUGUUCCACAUGCCCCACUUCAUCCCACCCGAUUGCCAGAACCUGCUGCGCGGCAUGAUCGAGGUGGACGCCACCAAGCGGCUCACGUUAGAACAGAUCCAGAAGCACACAUGGUACAUAGGGGGCAAGAAUGAGCCCGAACCAGAGCAGCCGGUCCCCCGGAAGGUAGCCAUCCGCACGCUGCCAUCGGCCGAGGACAUCGACCCCGACGUGUUGGACAGCAUGCACUCUCUGGGCUGCUUCCGUGACAAGAACAAACUGAUGAAGGACCUCCUUUCAGAGGAUGACAACCAGGAAAAGAUGAUCUAUUUCCUCCUUUUGGAUCGCAAGGAGAGGUACCCCAGCCAUGAGGACCAAAACCUCCCCCCUCGCAAUGACAUAGACCCCCCCAGGAAGCGUGUGGACUCGCCCAUGCUGAACCGACAUGGGAAGCGGAGGCCGGAGCGUAAAUCCAUGGAGGUGCUGAGUGUGACGGAGGGUGGAUCCCCGGUGCCGGUACGCCGGGCAAUCGACAUGGCGCAGCAUGGCCAAAGGUCACGGUCCAUCAGCGGAGCCUCGUCCGGCCUUUCCACCAGCCCCCUCAGCAGUCCACGGCCUGUCCGGAGAUUUUUUAUCCCUCCGCACUCCCCCAACCUCUCCCGGUCCCCAAAUUCCAGUCCCACAAACUCCCCGGGUCCCCUCUCCCGUCGGACUGGUGCACGGACCCCGAACUCCUUUCAGCCAAAGAUGGUGCCGGUCCUGGCUGAUCCCAAAACUCAGACCCUCCCAGCCAAACCCAAGGUAGCUGAGAAGCCCCUGCAGUCCACCAGGUCAAACCCCCUGCCUGGCGCAGCUACUGACCCCUCCACUCCUAAAUCUGAGCCCUCUACCCCGUGCCAACAGCGGCCCCCUGUUGUCCCCAACAGCCCCCAGGUGCGCCGGCCGCCCCUCACUCCCCAGCUCUCUGUGCCCCUCUCCUCUGCCGCCCCGCUCUCCCCGAUCCGGCUCCACCACUUCCACCCCGUGGCAGCGUCUGACCACGGCGCCAAAUCUAUCCCCAUCAUACAGGUGACCCCUCACCCCUCCCCCCGGGGAAGCCCCCUCCCCACACCCAAAGGGACGCCGGUGCACACCCCCAAGGAGAGCCCAUCCGGCACCCCGAGUCCCACACCGCCCCCCAGUCCCUCCAUUGGUGGGAUGCCCUGGAGAACACGCCUUAACUCUAUCAAGAACAGCUUCCUGGGAUCACCGCGUUUCCAUCGCAGAAAACUGCAAGUUCCUACUCAAGAAGAAAUGUCCAGCCUCACCCCAGAGUCUUCCCCCGAACUUGCCAAGAAGUCAUGGUUUGGUAACUUCAUUAACUUGGAGAAGGAGGAGCAAAUCUUUGUGGUCAUCAAGGACAAGCCAUUGAGUUCCAUCAAAGCAGACAUUGUGCACGCCUUUCUUUCAAUCCCAAGCCUCAGCCACAGCGUGAUCUCGCAGACGAGUUUCCGGGCCGAGUACAAGUCCAGCGCUGGGCCAGCUGUGUUCCAGAAGCCCGUCAAGUUCCAGGUGGACAUCACCUACACCGAGAGCAGCACCGCAACGAAGGAGAACGGCAUCUACUCGGUCACCUUCACGCUGCUCUCAGGACCCAGUCGGCGGUUCAAGCGGGUGGUUGAGACAAUUCAGGCACAGUUGUUAAGUACACACGACCAGCCUGGGGUCCAGCAGCUCUCCGGCAGCCCAUUGAGUAACUUCUUUGACGUAAUUAAACAACUUUUUUCAGACGAGAAGAAUGGCCAGGUGCCCCACCCGCCUGGCACGGCCGCCAAGCAUGGCGCUAACAACAAGAGGCAUGACCCCGAGGCUAAUGACUAUGGCUCUAGAGGAGACUCAAAGUGCCCCGCGGGCAAAGACAAAGCAAAAGUGGCGACAACUUACGGGACACAAGAGCAGCCUUAAAGAAGGGUUAUUGCAGAUAACUAGAUGAUAAGUCGAAGUCAUCGGCCGGCCCAUUAAGUCACUAGGAACCCAACAAAUGUGUAGCAGGCUUGCGUCUUACCCAACCGACUGUAAAUAUAAACCUCCUUCGGAAGCUGUCCGUAGACAAACUUUUGUAUCGCCGAAUUGCUGUACAUACAAAUUAUAAAUGAAUCGGAUAUUUUCGGAGUAGAACGCAUAGACGCCCGUGUUCCUCCCCACGAGGAGGGGCCGUUUCAGCCGCAGACAGUUUGUGUUCUUUUGCUGUAAGUUUGUCUCUCUUUCUGUUAACAUUUUCGAUGACUGAACUUGUCUUUACCAGGAAUUAUCCACAACGUGUGUUAGAGCUCGGCUCCCAAGGCCUCGCCCAAAUGCAGUGUGACAUGGGUAUUUGUUGACGGAGGCGCUGUUGACAGCAAGUGACUGCAAAAUGACUGCCCCCUGUGCCCCCGUACACCCCUCGCACCCCUGGCUCUGUGCCCCCACCCUCCUGCGGAAGCGCUCCUCCGGGGUUCUGCUUCUCAUCCUCCGAUCCUCCUUCGUCCCUGGACCUCCGUGUGAGCCUGGGGAACCCAAACAGAGCCUCCUGGAUAACGAGAACCCUUACACUCAAACACACACACACACAGACGCGAACGCGGACACAUCACGAGUCCGGGAUGCCGUACGAAAUGAAACAAGAAGACGGCGGAAGAGGAGGACGGAGCGGCGGGAGGUGUGCCGAAGGCCGAGGGUCGACAUGGACACCUGCUGGAUUGUAUCGCUUUCUUUUUAAUAUAGACUUUGUUUGUGAGUGACUUUGUUUAAAACUGUUGCAAAGCGAUUGCUGCAAACGGACUGAAAUACGUAUUUCAGAAGAUGAAAAGUUUUAAAUGUGUGGGGGUUCAAGAUGGGUGCGGGGCGCAGAGCUGUGGACGGGGGACACACAGAUGAAUGAUCUAUUCUGUUGUACAGAUUGAAUAUGUUUCGUAUGUAAAAACAACAAAAAAAAAAGUCUAGUGAGACUACGUUUAUCUGAAUGAAAAUUGUGUUGCCACAUUUUUUUCCCCCGUCCGUUUGUAAAUUUUUUUUUUUUAAAUUUUAUUUAAUUUUGUCGACCGUUGAUUUAUAUGCAUUGACCUUAUGUGUCCCUUUGUUUUCCUCUAGGGAAUUUUAAUUUUUGUUGUAAUUUAGAACCUCUGUGACUGGGGCGAUUA
Scleropages formosus (Asian bonytongue) is the source of this 4185-nucleotide messenger RNA. RefSeq names its product BR serine/threonine kinase 2b (gene brsk2b). Gene Ontology annotation, biological process: intracellular signal transduction; protein phosphorylation. Gene Ontology annotation, cellular component: cytoplasm. Lineage: Eukaryota; Metazoa; Chordata; Actinopteri; Osteoglossiformes; Osteoglossidae. The transcript has 19 exons. Gene Ontology annotation, molecular function: protein serine/threonine kinase activity; ATP binding. The record is from RefSeq and is a predicted model, not a curated record. Bases 353 to 2971 code for a protein of 872 amino acids.